Messenger RNA from Neurospora tetraspora, 1227 nucleotides. RefSeq names its product 6-phosphogluconate dehydrogenase. Lineage: Eukaryota; Fungi; Ascomycota; Sordariomycetes; Sordariales; Sordariaceae. The transcript is spliced from 6 exons. Gene Ontology annotation, molecular function: phosphogluconate dehydrogenase (decarboxylating) activity; NADP binding; NAD+ binding. Gene Ontology annotation, cellular component: cytosol. Gene Ontology annotation, biological process: pentose-phosphate shunt; pentose-phosphate shunt, oxidative branch; fatty acid metabolic process. The coding region runs from base 1 to 1227 and encodes 408 amino acids. The record is from RefSeq and is a predicted model, not a curated record.
AUGGACGUCAAAAAGGUUGGCAUAAUCGGAACUGGAAGCAUGGGCGGCAUGAUUUCGCUCCUGUUCGCCGAGCACGGCAUUCACACGCACUACUACGACCCCUCCAAGCAGGACGUCGAAGCUCUCCAGUCCCACGCCAAAGUAAGCAAGCACGAGGUCGAGAUCCCGUACCACGACGACCACAAGUCUCUCUGUGAGGUUCUGGAGGAUGGUAAUAAUCCAAAGUCUGCUCGGCAUGGUCCUUCUAUCUCCCCUGGUGGCAGCAAGGAGGCCCUCGACAAGAUCGCAUGCAAAGACACAAAGAGACGGCCAUGUGUAGCCAAGCUUGGUCCUGGCGGAUGCAGAAAUUACGUCAAGAUGAUUCACAACGGCAUCGAGCACGGAAUGAUGACUGCCCUCUGUGAGGCCUGGGCUAUCAUGAACAUCAGGUUGGGCAUGAACUACGAGGAAAUUGGUACUGUGUUUGAGAAGUGGAACGGUGAUAAGCAGAAGCCGUUGAGGGACAAAUUCUUGAGCAACAUCUGUGCCGAUAUCUGUCGAACCAAGGAUGAGAAGGGCAACUACGUACUCCCCAAUGUACGUGACAAGGUCGUCCAAGUUGUGAACAACUCCAAGGGCACGGGGACGUGGUCGGUCCAGGAAGGCACCAGACUCCAUGUGCCAGAUCCAACCAUUGCAGUAGUCGCUUCGGCAGAUGCGGCACGGAGACAGACGGUCAAGCAGGCCCUGGAAGGGAAGGGCGUAAAGCCGGCUCGAAUCGACGAUUUCGAUAAGGACAAGUUCCAUGAGGACCAGUCCAACGCCGCCUAUGCCUCCUUCCUCAUGUGUUCUAUCCAGGGGCUGCACGUCCUCUCCAAGGCCAACGAAGAGAACGACUGGAAGCUCGACUUCGCCGAUGUACUGCAACUUUGGCGCAAGGGAUGCAUCAUCCAGAGUGAUGGGAUUGUCGAUCUGCUCGAGACCCUCCCAAAGACGUACCCGUCGCUCAAGAGGGUUGUACUGAAGGCUAUCGAGUUUGAUUUGCAUCCUGGAGCGCUGGAUACCAGUUUAGAGUACUACAAGUACUCGGGGUCGACUGAGCUACCCACCCAGUUCCAGGAGGCCGAGUUGGGCUACUUCGGAGCUCACAUGUUCGACCAGAAAACGGCCCAGCCGGGUAAACCGGUAACGGGUAACCAUCACUUUGAAUGGAAGCCUGCGAGAGGAGUUCUCGAGACCGAUGACUGA